Messenger RNA from Emiliania huxleyi CCMP1516, 1596 nucleotides. RefSeq lists its product as hypothetical. Gene Ontology annotation, molecular function: protein binding. Lineage: Eukaryota; Haptophyta; Isochrysidales; Noelaerhabdaceae. The transcript has 7 exons. The record is from RefSeq and is a predicted model, not a curated record. Bases 1 to 1596 code for a protein of 531 amino acids.
AUGGCCUUUCCGGGCUGGCGCUGGUCUUCGGACCAGCUGCCAAGCGAGGACCAACCGCCCGCACCCGCACGCGACUGGCAUGCGGAUCUUGAUGCCCUCAGUGUCAGCGACGAGGGCGCAUCGAGAGCAGCAUCUCCUGCUCCAUGCGACGACGCGGCUGUGGCUCUGGAAUCGGCGACCGAGGCGAGCGCGGGAUGGGAGUGGCAGUGGCCCGGCGACAUCCUCCUCGCAGUGCUCGCGCACCACUCCGCCGCCGACCUCUGCGUCGCCCGCGCCGUUGGCCGCGAGUGGCACAGCGCCGCCUCGAGCGACGCGCUGUGGCACGCGCUGCGCGCGGCGGACCCGCGCUUCUCCGGCCGACCACCUCGCCGGCCGUGCGGCGCUGGGUCGCUCUCUCCGCCGCCGCCACGGUAUCUCGCCUUCUGGCAGUACGCGUGGGGCGUCCGCUCGCUCCCCCUCCGGCGGUGGCUCGACCUGCAAAAGGGGUGGGACCGGCUCGAGCUGCUGCUGCAGCCGGCUUGUGGGGAGAGGCGGCCCGAGGCUCCCGACGGCCGCGGGGGGCAAGCGCGCAAGCUCGCGGGCAUCCGACUGGUCUAUCGCUGCCUGCAGCUGCUGCAGCUCGAGUGCGCAGAGACGCUCGGGGCAACCAUCCAUCCGGAGGCGGCUGCAGACGAGGCGCUGCUGGGCCGACUGCUCGCUGGCUUCCAAACCUACUCGCGCUGGCUGGCCGAGGUCGCGGGCAGCACCGGCGCCCUCACGCGCCGCGUGGCAGCGCAGCGAGGCUCGGAGCUGCCGGACGUGCAGCACACGCCAACUCUCUCCGCCGCCGGCCUCGCCGCCUUCCGCUCGGCGGUGGUGCUGCACCCCGCCAUAGAGGCCCCGCUCGCGCGCCACAUCUCGCGCUGCUCCGCGCACGGCGGGUGGACGGCCGAGUCGGGCCGGCUGAUGCAGCAGCUGAUCGACCUCGACGGCGCCCUGUCGCGGCUCGACGUGCGGGACGACCACCUCUCCGAGGAGCGCGGCCUCACCUUCUCGCAGGGGCGGCUGCGCGACGCGCUGCUGCGCCCGCUCCGCCGCUGCUUCCGCGAGCACGCUAGUCAAUGGUUCUGCGGCACGCGCAUCCCGCCGCAGGACCGCGGGUUGUACAUUGGCCACAAGCGGCGGCGCGGCCUCAUCGCCGAAUUCGAAGACCCGUCGAAUGUCCAGCGCCUUAGACCGACAUUCUGCUACAAGAUUCUUGAGGCGGAAGGGCACUCGUCGCUCUCGCCCAAUGGCCGCCGCAUUGCUCUGAGCGUGGCUGGUGCGCGCACUGCGGCGUGCGUGCCGGCCACGAGGGCCGCCAUGACCGCGUCCGGAUCGGUGGCGACCGCCGCGCCCGCGGGAGCGAGCGCGAUCGACCUCGACGCCGCCGAGGCUCAGCUUGCGAGGCGUCGCAGCGGGCACUGCCCGCCGCGCCUGCAGCAGAAGGAGCGCCGCGCUUGCUCGCGCUUGCUCGCGCGCGGCGACGACCGGCACCAUGGCGCUCGCUCGACGGCGACGGCACGCGCGGCGCGGCGUACCCGCGCGUCCGGGCGGCGGGCUCGGUGGCGUAUGUGA